AUGUCGGCCAUCACCAAGCAGAAGAACUUCAACAACAACAUGUACAAGUCGAAAGUGUCGCCCUCGCGCCGUCUCAAGAACCUCCUGAAGCCGCUCCUGGGUCACGUCUUUAAUCUGAAGAAGGAGCAGCCAAAGCGCAGCUCCUACAUCGCCUCGGCCGAGAAAGAGGCCGAGUUCGAUUGGCUCAACAACGACAUGGACAACAUGGCCAACGAGCAUCUGGAGAGCCGCCUCAUCGAGGAGAUCCGCCAGUGCGCCAAGGAGGAUGCCAUCAUCGUCUACAACGAGAACGGUUCCGGGGAACUGCAAACCAUGGACCAGGAGGACUACUAUGUUCCUGUCCACUUUGCCCGCACCAAUGCCGGAACCUUCUUCUGGACCUCGGUGCAGCCCAAGGCCAGCGAGCCCUAUGCCAUCGAAUGGAACUUCCUCGACCGGUGGGCCCAAGCGUGA
Messenger RNA from Drosophila persimilis, 453 nucleotides. RefSeq names its product enhancer of split malpha protein (gene Ocho). The transcript has a single exon. Gene Ontology annotation, biological process: sensory organ development; Notch signaling pathway. Bases 1 to 453 code for a protein of 150 amino acids. NCBI's taxonomy places the organism in Eukaryota, Metazoa, Arthropoda, Insecta, Diptera, Drosophilidae. The record is from RefSeq and is a predicted model, not a curated record.